CAUCAUGUUGGCCAGGAAGGGCCUCCUGCCGGACGGUUUCCUGCUGACCCGUCUGGCGGAGGACCAGAACCAGCCGAACCGCGGCCGCUUCAGGUCUCAGAGAGCCCGCUUCAUCACCAAGACCGGAUCCUGCAACGUGGCCCACAAGAACAUCCGGGAGCAGGGUCGGUUCCUGCAGGAUGUUUUCACCACCAUGGUGGACCUCAAGUGGCAGCACUCCUUCCUCAUCUUCACCUCGGCCUUCCUCUGCUCCUGGAUGCUCUUCGCUAUGAUCUGGUGGCUCCUGGCCUUCGCUCACGGAGACCUGGAGCCCCGUGACCCCAACGGCGAGCCGGGCCCCGUCCCCUGCGUCACCGCCAUCCACUCCUUCACCUCAGCCUUCCUCUUCUCCAUUGAAGUCCAGGUGACCAUCGGGUUCGGGGGCCGGAUGGUGACAGAGGAGUGUCCUCUGGCCAUCACCGUGCUGAUCAUCCAGAACAUUCUGGGGCUGAUCAUCAACGCCGUGAUGCUCGGCUGCGUGUUCAUGAAGACGGCGCAGGCCAACCGACGAGCAGAGACGCUCAUCUUCUCCAGAAACGCCGUCAUCGCUCCACGAAACGGUCGCCCGACAUUCAUGUUCAGAGUCGGAGACCUGAGGAAGAGUAUGAUCAUCUCUGCCACCAUCCAGCUGCAGGUGAUCCGGCGGACGGUGACGGCGGAGGGCGAGGUGAUCCCGGUCUGCCAGCUGGACAUCCAGGUGGAGAACCCUCUGAGGAGCAACGGCAUCUUCCUGGUUUCUCCUCUGAUCAUCAGCCACACCAUGGAGAGAGGGAGUCCGCUGUACGAGCUCUCCGCCCAGUCGCUGGCCUCCGAGGACCUGGAGAUCGUCGUCAUCCUGGAAGGUGUGGUGGAAACAACGGGGAUCACCAUGCAGGCUCGGACCUCCUACACUCCUGAGGAGAUCCUGUGGGGGCGGCGCUUCGUCUCCAUCAUCACGGAGGAGGACGCCCGUUACUGCGUCGACUACUCCAAGUUCGGCAACACGGUUCCCAUCAAGAUGUCGUCCCUCAGCGCCAAGGAGCUGGACCAGACCAGGGGCAUCCAGGAGGGCAGCUCCAACACAGGCCAGCUGCAGGGCUGGGGCCUGGUCCGGGCCGGCAGGGGGGGCUUCCGCAGGGGAGGCCGGACCUGCGAUAGCUCCGCCCCUCAGCCCUGGUACGCCCAAUCAGAGACUCCAAAGGAAGAGGUUGAGAAGAAAGGACAGAAGAAGAAGGUGCAGCUGGAGGUGAUUGGACGACAGAUUGAAGAGGACGGACUGGGAGAGAUGAGCGACUGA
Molecule: messenger RNA, 1315 nt
Organism: Morone saxatilis (striped sea-bass)
Lineage: Eukaryota; Metazoa; Chordata; Actinopteri; Moronidae
Gene: kcnj11l
Product: potassium inwardly rectifying channel subfamily J member 11, like
Biological process (GO): regulation of monoatomic ion transmembrane transport; potassium ion import across plasma membrane
Cellular component (GO): plasma membrane
Molecular function (GO): inward rectifier potassium channel activity
Source: RefSeq, a predicted model, not a curated record